CUUCCCGAUUGUGCGAGUGUUUUCACGUUUGACUUGCGUUUCGCAUAACGAUGCAGCGAGUGACGCUCUCCUUGGCCUGGCCUCUGCUCCGGAGAAAGGCUUUCUGGGGCUGGAGACCAUCUGCGGCCAUGUCUAGCCUUCUCAUUCAGCAGCCCAAAUACAGCUGGCUGAAAGAGUUGGGGCUGAAGGAAGACAACCCCGGCGUGUUCAACGGGAGCUGGGGAGGGAGUGGAGAGGUAGUCACUUCCUAUUGUCCAGCAAACAAUGAACCAAUAGCCAGAGUAAGACAGGCCACUUUGAAAGAAUAUGAAGAAACGGUACAAAAGGCCAAAGAAGCGUGGGAUGCAUGGGCUGACAUUCCAGCACCAAAAAGAGGAGAAAUAGUGCGACAAAUUGGUGAUGCUCUCAGAAAGAAACUUAAAGUCCUGGGCAACCUGGUUUCUUUGGAGAUGGGGAAAAUUUCUGUUGAAGGGGUAGGAGAAGUUCAAGAAUAUAUAGAUAUUUGUGACUAUGCGGUUGGACUAUCACGAAUGUAUGGAGGACCUGUACUACCAUCUGAACGUCCGGGACAUGCUCUCAUUGAACAGUGGAAUCCACUAGGUCUGGUAGGAGUCAUCACUGCAUUUAACUUCCCAGUGGCUGUUUAUGGCUGGAACAAUGCUCUUGCACUUGUCUGCGGAAACUGUUGCCUAUGGAAAGGAGCGCCAACCACACCUCUCACAAGUGUUGCUGUAACAAAAAUUGUUGCACAGGUUUUGGAAGAUAAUAAAUUACCCGGGGCGAUUUGUUCCUUAACCUGCGGAGGUGCUGACAUUGGUACUGCAAUGAGUAGAGAUGAGCGAAUAAAUCUCUUGUCCUUUACUGGAAGUACAAAUGUUGGAAAACAAGUUUCUUUAGUAGUUCAGGAGCGAUUUGGACGACAACUUCUGGAGCUUGGUGGCAAUAAUGCUAUUAUUGUGUUUGAUGAUGCUGAUCUGAACAUGGUAAUUCCAUCUGUUCUGUUUGCUGCUGUGGGAACUGCAGGACAGAGGUGCACAACAACCAGGCGCCUGUUUUUACAUGAAAGCAUUCACGAUGAGGUGGUGGAAAGACUGGUCAAGGCUUACAGACAGGUCCGAAUUGGAGAUCCAUUGGACUCUAAUACUUUAUAUGGCCCCCUUCACACUAAGCAGUCAGUGGAGAUGUACAAAAAUGCAGUGGUCCAGGCCCGAGAGCAAGGUGGCAAUGUGGUUUGUGGUGGAAAGACAAUUGAUCGCCCAGGAAACUAUGUAGAACCAACUAUUGUAACUGGACUUCCCCACGAUGCAACCAUUGUUCAUACUGAGACGUUUGCACCAAUUCUUUAUGUUCUCAAAUUUAAGUCAGAGCAAGAAGCAUUUGCGUGGAACAAUGAGGUCAAACAAGGUCUCUCCAGCAGCAUCUUCACCAAGGAUGUAGGUAGAAUGUUCCGUUGGCUUGGACCCAAAGGUUCAGAUUGUGGAGUUGUAAAUGUCAACAUUCCAACCAGUGGUGCUGAAAUUGGAGGAGCUUUUGGUGGAGAAAAACACACGGGUGGAGGCAGAGAAUCUGGCAGUGAUGCUUGGAAGCAUUACAUGAGGAGAUCUACCUGCACCAUCAACUACAGCAAGGAACUUCCUCUGGCACAAGGAAUCAAGUUUGAAUAAAGAGGAUUCGUGAUUUUAUAGCAACUAUCAAGACUUUGAAUGUGAAACAAUGAAAGACUACAAUAAUUUUCAGAACCGGAAUUAAAUCAUGUGCUGCAAUAUUUAGAAUCAGUUAAAAUGAUUUGAUGUAUAAAGUACCAGACUUUGACAUUUGGACUUUCUGUUUUUCUUCAGCUUUUCAGAGUUGAGACUGUAAUGAACAACAUCUGUUUGUCAUUACUAACAAUGUUAGUAUAUCCAACAAUGUAUUCAGAUUCUCUCUCCAGUGACAACUAAACUGAAAAUAAAACCUGAAGCUUUCAAAUGA
Leucoraja erinaceus (little skate) is the source of this 1971-nucleotide messenger RNA. It is a transcript of the gene aldh7a1, whose product is annotated as aldehyde dehydrogenase 7 family, member A1. Gene Ontology annotation, molecular function: aldehyde dehydrogenase (NAD+) activity. NCBI's taxonomy places the organism in Eukaryota, Metazoa, Chordata, Chondrichthyes, Rajiformes, Rajidae. The record is from RefSeq and is a predicted model, not a curated record. The transcript is spliced from 18 exons. Bases 51 to 1664 code for a protein of 537 amino acids.